CUCACACAAAAGUCAAAUAUAUUUUUUUCAUUGGGACCCAGAACCCUAAGCCAACAAACAUAUGUGACGGCGUAAGACUAUAUAAAUUUUGGCGGCGGCUAAAAUAAAUGCAUGCAGUGCUGCCAGGCGAGUCACAAGCUUUCAUCCUUGCUUAUGCUUAUUAUUGUCAUAAUAUUAUACAAUAUAUUCCAUGCUGUUAAUAGUGCGGGAGUACCGAAUGCAAAACUAUUUGCAUCAUUUUCGAGUGUUGAAGAAAAUAUUGUAAAACCACAAACUGAAUUGGAAUAUUUAAAUAAUUUCGAUUACAAAUUAGAGGCUUUAAGUCAGACAAUUAAUAAAAUGGAUAAUUCUAUACAAAAUUUACAAGAAAAAUCUCAUACUUGGGCCAUUUUUCAACAUCAUAUCAAUUCCUGGAACGAGGGUAUGCGUAUUUUAGAAAAUAAACUUGAUAUUUUAAAAAGAACACAUGAAGAACAACAACAGCUUCUACAAAAGCUAGAACAAGUUAUUAAUAAUAAACAUCCUUAUCAUCAUCAGCCUGAAUCUUUACUGGAGGAUAUUAAACAGUUUUUAAACACCGAACGUAAAACGAAAAAUGAAAUUUCCUUCAAGAUUAAUAAUAUUUUAAGACUUUUACAAAUGAGCUUAAAUGGCAACAAUAGUAAUAAUGAGAGAAAAUCUCAUAAACUAGCCAAUAUAAUGGCUCCUAUUGGAAUUUCUUCAACUACCUCCUCACAACAGUCUCAAAUUUGCUCUAAUAUAAGUCAUAAACUUGAUCAACGUCUAAAUAAUAUCUCACAUCAAAUGGCUCUACAAAAAGAUCUCAAACAAUUGAAUGCCUUGGAAAGAAGAAAUUCCAAAAGUUUGGAAAAUAUCAAUCAAGUGUUGGUUAAUCAAUUGGAUAAACAAGAUGAAAUUACUACACGUUUACAAAAAUCCAAUGAAUGUUGUUAUUCACUAUCCAGUGAAUUGACAACAUUUACCGAAAGUUCGGAUAUUCUAUUGAAACGUAUAGAAAAACUGGUACGUAAUGUCAGUGAGAAAAUAAAUGAUAUUGAAGUUACGACCAACACCAAUAACAACGAUGAACAUAUUGAAGAGAUGGAGGACAACGAAGGUGAGGAGGAGUUUGAAAAAGAAGAACAUAAAAUAAAUGAAACUUAUGAUAAUGCUGAAGAUUUGAAUGAUAUUGUAGAGCACAAACAGGAAUUGGAGAAAGAAGAGCCUACUAGUGUUCAUUUUGUGGAGAAUGGAAGUGUAACGGAAAUAUUUGAAUAUGAUGAUGGUAGUCAUGACGUGGAAUUUAUACGACCUACUUUAAAUGGCUGCCAUGAAUUGAUAGACGAACUAAUCAAAGAUGAUGAUGACGACAGCGCACGUAUUGAUGGUAUAUAUAAAUUUUCUACGCCCGAUAUAAAUGAAGCUGAACGUGAUUUUAAUGAACGUUAUUGUGUAUUUCCCACACACUCACACAACAAUACAUCGAUUGGUUUACCAUGGACUGUCAUACAAAGACGCGGUCCGUAUCAGGAACAGGAAAAUUUUAAUCGUUCUUGGUCUGAAUAUCGUAAUGGUUUUGGUCAUUUAUCGAGAGAUUUUUGGUUUGGCAAUGAAUUUAUACAUCGUUUGGUCUAUCCGGAUGACUAUGAGUUGCGUAUUGAGUUGGAAGAUUUUGAUGGUGUAGAAAAAUGGGCUGAAUAUGCCGUUUUUCGUAUAGAUUCGGAGAAAUACAAUUAUAAUUUGUUAAUUGGAGAAUAUCGUGGCAAUGUUGAGGAUGCCAUGAAAUAUCAUAAUGAUAAUGAUUUUAGUACUUAUGAUAAACGUAAUGAUAAAACUGUCGAUGCUUGCUGUUCGUGUGCCUUGGGUUAUGCUAGUGGUUGGUGGUUUGAUAAUUGCUCUGAGGCCAAUUUGAAUGGUCUAUAUCAUCACAGCCCUUUGAAUCAUAAUUACAUUGGUAUUAUGUGGGAGUUAUGGCGUGGUGACUAUUCUCUUAAAAAAACUCGUAUGAUGAUACGUCCCCGUACUCGUGCUAUCCAUAAUACAGUGGUACAUUCUCAAGAUUAUCAUGAUUAUACGGAAGAUCCUUAAACGCUUAUAACUUGUAUAACUACUCAAAUCUACAAUAUUUUGUAAUUAUUUUAAGCUUCACUUUCAAAUAAAAUGUAACUAUGUAUUGGUGUUAAU
This is a messenger RNA of Lucilia cuprina (Australian sheep blowfly), 2184 nucleotides long. RefSeq names its product fibroleukin. The record is from RefSeq and is a predicted model, not a curated record. The transcript has 4 exons. NCBI's taxonomy places the organism in Eukaryota, Metazoa, Arthropoda, Insecta, Diptera, Calliphoridae. Bases 112 to 2088 code for a protein of 658 amino acids.